GUGGCGCUGUGUGCCUUCGACGGCAUGCUGACCUUCGUGCUACUGGCACAGUGUGCCUUAUUCGCAGAGAUUUCCAGCCACCAUCAGAAUCGUUUGAGGCUCAUAAAAUACAACCAGGUGGCUUCUCUCAUUGGUUCCUCCAGCGUUCUUUUUCUGUGGCAUGGUGGUCCACAAACAUGGAAAACUUCCAAGCUUUCCAGGCAUUCACGGUGCUGAUUGCUGUAAUAAGCUGCAUCUGCAUGAUGUACACCGGUAUGCACAGCGAAAGCCGCUUUGACAAUAAAAUAUCUGAGGCAGAUGCCCAAGCGAGUGCCGACCAGACCGCUCGUCAAACGGCGUGCUCCUUCGCCAUGUUGAAGUCGCUGACGUGGCAGAUUCUCACCAACAGGGACUUCCAGCUGUUUGUGACCAUGAACUUCUUCCAGGUGUUCAUGUUGGCUUUCUUUAAUAACUUCACCAUGAUAUUCACGGAGCACCUGAUUCCUCCGGAUGCACUCCCGUCGCUAGCCAAGAGCUUCAUGUACGGAGCGGGGUUCAUCCUGCCACAGCUUUUAGUUCUGAGUAGUCAGAGUCUGCUGCAAAGUCUUGGCUACUACAAGAUCAUCCUCUUCACCUUCAUCUUUGAGGCUGGACUGGCAGUCGUCAUGCUGGCUCUGGGUCCUCAACGUUACUACUUCUUGGCCUUUUUCCUCACUGUCCCCAGGAUUUGCUCUCCUCUCUCCUCCAUGGUGUUUGGAACAAAUGCCCUGUUCACCAAGCCAGCUCAGUCUCUGGCUCCGAUGAUAGUCCUUAAUGUCCUCAACCACUUUGGAUACGAGGGGCUCAAAGAUGUGACCCAGGGGUCAAAUAAAAGUGCAUUGGAAAGCCUCCACAGUGUGAUGUUCUACUUGGUCUGUCUGGUGCCCAUGUGUGUCGCAGCUCUGCAGGUCCUGGCCUGGAGGCCGUUUUCCAUCCGCAACAGUCACACAGUUGAUCCCAAGUACAUCGACACCUGA
Messenger RNA from Fundulus heteroclitus (mummichog), 995 nucleotides. RefSeq lists its product as uncharacterized. NCBI's taxonomy places the organism in Eukaryota, Metazoa, Chordata, Actinopteri, Cyprinodontiformes, Fundulidae. The record is from RefSeq and is a predicted model, not a curated record. The coding region runs from base 177 to 995 and encodes 272 amino acids. The transcript is spliced from 5 exons.